This is a messenger RNA of Mycena citricolor, 3684 nucleotides long. The record is from the annotation of a GenBank genome assembly. NCBI's taxonomy places the organism in Eukaryota, Fungi, Basidiomycota, Agaricomycetes, Agaricales, Mycenaceae.
AUGUUUGAAGAAGCAGCAACGCUCUCUAUCGGAGAGUUGAAGCGAUACCGUGCCUGGGUAAGUCACAUAGAGAUCCUGGCCGGUUGUAUUAACACAUCUAAGGCUUUUCCUUCGGCCCUGUCGGAUCGCUCACAUGACCCGUUUCUCAAUCUCCGCACUGCGACUCAGUGGAUGACUUCAAUUGGCUACCAGACCUUUCUGCUCAAUAGCAACUCGGGUGGAGCAGAUGCGGUGGAUCCGGCGUCUGCAACGAUGGAUCAGAUUGAUCGGUAUCGGACAGAGAUCCUUGGACCUAUGUACCGCGACCAUCCAUUCUUUGACGUCGAUAGUCUUGAAGAGUGGAUCAACCCUGGAACGUUCGGGGUAUUUCUUCGCUGCUAUGCUCAAGAAUCCGGCGUAGAUACGCUCCAGACUCAUGACUCUGAGUCCGCUGUCCCAACUUCGCCGGCAUCCUCUUUCUGUGAUCUCAACUCUACAGCUGGAAGCCGAGGGUCUCUGGUCCCCGCCUCUCGACCUGCGUCCUCCAUGUCCAUCCAUUCGACUUCAUCCUUCUAUGAUGGCAAUUACAAAUCCCGACCUCAGAGUUCUCUGUCUAUGGCUCCCUCAGAAAGUUUCGAUCCUGAUAUUGCGAAGAUUUCUGAGCCUGAUGAAGUUUCGGUGACUUCCAAGCGUAGUGGUCAGUUCAAGGGGAAGUCGAGAGUCGAAGGUGUUCGUAUCACCAGCCAUCAAUCAGUCAACCACCUCGUCCCUAUCUCUGUCCUUCCAAGGACCUGGGAUAUCCCCAACCCGCCGAAAUCGACUGCAUAUCUCUUCCAUGCUGUGACAGAGGCCGACCGCGCUCUCUUGAAGAACGAAGAUGGGACUCUCAAACCGCUGGGGCCUCUCAUUAGGAAGGAGGACCAGGACUCCUGGGACACAAAGUCUGGUGGUCAUGCGUCAGCUACAGGGGAUGUGUCGGUGUCCCAGCUCCUUCCCCACUCCGAGGAGACUGUCCGAUGCCGUCGCAUCACUAUGCAUUGCAAUGGACUCGACAUGUGCUCUCGUCUGGAUCCGAGCCUGCUCUCAGAUGACUACCGGCGGUUUUCGGCGGAUCCGAGUGAGAGCCAUGCAUUAUGGGCACCUCAGAUGCAGGCCAACGCAAACGAGGCUUCGUCUUACAUGGCUGGAGUUGCCCGUUGCUACCGCCAUGCCAUCGAGUCCAAAUGCAAGAUUUCCUGUGAUGGAAAUCCAAAGCUGAUCAAAUUCUCCGGAGGCCGUACUAUCAAGGGUCACACACACUUUAUUGGCUGCUCCAAAUUCCAAUCGACGGAGCGGAAUCAGCACCGCUACUACAUGCUUCCCGAUAACGUCGAGUUUGAGCUUAUCAAACAUGCGCUCGAGAAUGACGGUCAACUGCCCAAUGUCACUGUAGUCAACAAUCUUUGUUCUUUCACUUCCAACCCACGCUUUGGAACCAAGACCUGUGGUUCGUCUUUUUUUUCCUCUGCGAUUUUCAGAAUUGAAGUUCUUGCAGUAUACAGUCACAUCAUCAAUGGCACCAUCUUCCGCUCCCCAAUGGUUCGACGGAAAUGUGACGCCAAGAUGAUCAUUCUUGUCCCGACCACGGACGAGCAGCGAAAGCAUCCGGAGGCGCAGCUGGGUUACAAGGCAAUCAUUUAUUUUUUGAGCCCACAUAACCAUCCAGCUUGGCCAGUCUCAAAAAUGGGAUCGUCAGAAAAACAACGCCUCUCAGCUGCGAUCAACACUAUUGGUGUUCGAGGAUUGACAGCGAGCAAACUCCUCAAAUCUAAUGUCCUGACCGAUGCAUUUGGUACCGCUGCCCUGGGAGAAUCCAGCACUGCUCUCUUGAAUAUGCGCAAUGUUCGCCACGAAAUCAAGUCUUACAAGAAGCAGGAAUUCAGAUACGGUACCGGUUGGGAAGGGGGCCAGACCUUCAAGCUCGCGCCAUUCUAUCCAGAGGCGACCUGUCGGGCAAUUAUUCUGGAUGGAGAGGCUGCCCAGGCUCUUGGACUUGGGGAGUUUUUGAAGACUUACAAUGUUCCGUCAAUCAGCGGCAUCGAUUCUUGUGAUCCGAUCGAAUUGCUCUCAUACUGUCUCAAGACAUGUGUCGUUCAUUUUGAUCGUCAUGCAAAGGAGCUUGCGGCGAAAGAUGUUCCGCGGCACGUUAUCGACCGGAUCCGGGAAUUCCCCUACCUGGACUCGCAAAUGAAAAUCGACGAAUGGAUCUCAGAGAUGCCUGACCUUGUGGAGCCCUUCCCCGCGGCCAAUAACUGGCUCAAACACAAACUCAACAAUCGUUGGAUUUUCCCAUCUCUUAAUCAAGUUCUCUCUUGGAUCUCUUUCGAGGACUACAAGACAAUUCCGAACCACUCCAACCUUGCAGAGUCAUCCCAUGCAGCACGUAACGCCGAGACGGAGAUUCAUGUUGGAUUACUGGAUGCAAUUCUUGAUGCCCAAGCUCGCGACAACAUCCAUGCAGCAAAUCUUUGCCAGAUGGAGCUCAGUGGGGUGCUGCACAAACGCGGUAACGACACCUAUCACCGCGAAGUAAACUCUGUCCAGCGGGCGAUGUGGCAGAAGCGAGUGACUGACGAACGCAACAUGCACAUCCAAGACUUUCAGUCGCUUCAGAACGAGCUUGAGGAGGGCAAAUCCGAGAACAAUGCCUCGCUUGAGCGCUCGAAGGGCAUCAAGGCCGAAAUUCAACAGUGUAACAAGCUUCUCCAAGAAGAUCGGCGUAGCGAGCAUGUCUCGCACAGGCUGAAGCAGCUCCGCGCAGAGGAGAAGGCUGAGAUGGAAACUCGGCGAGCAUGGAAAAUUCGUCGGGCAGAGAUUGAUGCCAAUCUCCAGGAGCUUCGUGCGGGACCACUGGCUUGCAAACAAAUUCCUGCCCGUUCAAAGACUUCUACACCUGCACUUGCGAUUUGCGAGUCUCCAUCCCAGCCUAGCACAAGCGGCAUGCAUGCGGCCAUAGAUCUCGCCCCGAGCGCCAACGGUUCCAACUCCGAGGGCAGGGAGGGCUUAUCGGAAUUCAGCUUGCCUCCAAAACCUCCAGCGUCUUUCUCGAACAACGUUCAUUUGAAAAACCAGUGGGCGGAUCCGACACAAGCUAAAGAUCAAUGGCAGUCCAACCCUUGGUCUGGCAUUGGAUUCGGCGAUUCAAACGACCAUCAGUGGGACGAGAGCGUCUGGAUGGAGGACGCUGACGUCAGUGUCGGUGCAUUUGAACGACCUAACUAUGUAAUUGAGAAUACUCCAUUGCCAAACACGUCCAAUUAUCCCCCGUUUUACAGCACAGGGGAAAUGCCCCUUCCCACCGCCGAUCCCAACUCAGAAUUCCCCGAAUAUUCGGCGGAAGAAUGGGAGAUGUUUCUCAGCAACAUCCCCGCUCAUCUGGAGGCAACGGAAUAUUCUGCAGGGAGGGACAGUACGGAAUUUUUAGGUGAUGGUCUAACCUUACCGCCGCCGGUCCUCAAUGUCGAGCCGCCGGUCCUCAUUGCCGAACCGCCGGUCCUCAAUGUCGAACAUGAGAUCUCAGGUUCUCAUGGUGGCACACACAUCUCAACUGUGGUGGAGACAAAUGAACACCCUCUGCGGUGUUCCAGUCGCACCCGCAAGACCAGAAGACGCUCAAAAGACAAUGUGAUUGGUGAAACGACCGGGAAGAGACCAAGGAAGGAGUAA